This is a messenger RNA of Cladophialophora yegresii CBS 114405, 3042 nucleotides long. RefSeq lists its product as uncharacterized. Bases 1 to 3042 code for a protein of 1013 amino acids. Gene Ontology annotation, biological process: post-transcriptional tethering of RNA polymerase II gene DNA at nuclear periphery; mRNA export from nucleus; protein import into nucleus. Gene Ontology annotation, molecular function: structural constituent of nuclear pore. Gene Ontology annotation, cellular component: nuclear pore; nuclear pore outer ring. The record is from RefSeq and is a predicted model, not a curated record. NCBI's taxonomy places the organism in Eukaryota, Fungi, Ascomycota, Eurotiomycetes, Chaetothyriales, Herpotrichiellaceae. The transcript is spliced from 3 exons.
AUGGCGCCUGUUACGCGGUCUUCGCUCUAUGGAAGGCAGUCGCAGCUGGAGAACAACCCCAGCCAGGAAGAGUCGAACUCGCCAGGCGACGGACGCGAGGAUCAGCAAAUGGCUGAUGAGGAUGAUGAAGAGUCCCUUCACGAAGGUGCGACUGAGAACGUCGAAUUUCUUUACACUUCACAAGGCGGGGUGGAGCUCGGGCGACGGGCAGGAUCAAGCAUGCUGAUCGACACAACAGAUGCGCAGUCUCCUUUUCGGUCUUCUGCGCAAGAGAUGCUUCGUCCUCUGCAAGACACUGCCGAACGAGUAAGCCGACAGGUCGAGGAGUUUGCGAAAGCUCUGGAUAGAUUCGUCUCCAAUCGAGAACCCACGGACAACUCUCUCUGGGACGAUGCGUUGGUAUUGCUGGAACGCUAUAGCAAGAUCGCAGACAUACGGAAAGCCAAAACACCUGCCGGAGAGGAACAGGGCGAAUUGGACAAGUUGCAGCUCGAAUCUGAUUUGUGGAUUCUGGUUAGGAACCUGCUGUACACUAAUUCACCGCGCAACCUCAACGACGUGCAGAUUGCCCAGGAAUCGAGACUGGCGGGCUUGCAUCGUUAUUCCACCAACACCGAGCUUUGGACUGCAUUUCUAGACUCAGAUGCUGUUGCCCAAGAGUACGAAAAUAUCCUGUCGUGGCUGCAGGAAAGAGCAGCGGAUACAUCGCCCCCCGUCGAGGAGCUUACACGCAGUCUGAUGGACAAAUCAUCACGUGGUGACGGCAUUUGGAGCUCUGGACCGAUCUUUACUCAGUCAAAGAUCAAGCAGCAGAAGCGCACUCGAGUGUGGUCGUUGCCACUAGAGCCCUCCAAUCCAGGCUUGAACCGAACGCAUGUCCGUGAAAGCGACCAGACCCGGCUUGUUACACAGCUCGACCCCGAUGCCCGCACUAGGGAGUCGGCAGCUUUUGAAGAUGAAGAUGAAUACUACGACCAGGCAACCUGGCAGACGUAUUGGGAGAUGCUGCGCCGAGGAAAGAGCAAUACCGAAAUCCAAUCGUGGUUCUCGGAGCGAAAGAUGUUGUGGAAAUAUGCCUCUCUCUGUGGGGGUGGGACUCCCACCAAACAGAUGAUCGACUCUCCUUGGGUGCGGAUAUUGAACUUUGCCACAAACUCGGAAUGGUUGGAGCGCUGUCGCAUGCUGGCUCAGAACCCUGCGGUUGAAGAUCACUUCCAGAGAGCCGUCUAUGGAGUCCUGUGCGGCGACUUCGGCGCCUCCAAGUCUGCAAGCAAGACCAUUGAAGAUCACCUGUUCUCCAUCUUUAAUUCUCUCCUGAUCCAGAGAUAUCAGCACUAUCUCGAAGCUUUCAGAACCAGAUCCUCGGCAUCUACCAUCCCCGGAUAUCGGCCUGCAGCACCUUCCACCGAAAAGAUCCGACAGUAUCUGACCGUCGUCCAGUCCGACCCAUCAAUCAAGGAAGAAGUCCACCUCCCACACAAGCUGAUUGAGUUGGCGGUAAUGUCAAAAGAUUUUGGCAACCUCUUCGUAACAAUGGGUCGGGCUGCAGCCCAUGUCUUGUACGCAACUGGCCAAGGUUCGCAGCUCAUGAAGAAGAAUGAAGGCGAAGUGAAUGAAGUUGCUUCACUGAAUGCGCAGGACCAAGACUCUGUACGAAUGGUGGCGCACCUGCAGCUCUUGCUACGGUCUCUUGGUAUGCUGGACUCGGCGUAUGCCCAAAACGAAUAUGAGCUGGAGAAUAACAUCGCAGCUUACGUCGGGUUACUGGAAAGCUUGGGAAGAUGGCUCCUGAUCCCGCUUUAUGCUUCCAAACUGUCCAAGAAGAGAAGCUACCACGUCUUGGGAGCCAUCUUAAUCAAUGUGACGGACCGUCGUGAGCGAGACUUGCAAGUCAAGCUCAUGAAGCAGUACAACAUCGACGUCUCGGAAGUCGCCUACGGUAUCUUCUCGCUGGCCAACUUUGCAGACCUGCAAAAGCUCCGCCACUACAAACACGGUCCUAUCUCCUCCAAGAUCACAAUGAUGGGAGGUACGGGCAAAACUGCUCAGCACAAGAUCCGUCCGGCCAUGAUGAGUGGCGACGUCCCCGAAACCGAAUUAAGGGCAAUCAGAAGCGUCGAAUGGAUCCGGUAUGUUGAUGCCGAGAACUGGGGAUUAGCAGCUUGGUCUGUUGGCGUGCUGUACAAGGUCUUCCUGCUCGAGGGGAAAUUCGUUGCCCUCCGCCAGCUGCUUGAGCGAGUUGGACUGUCUGUGAUGUCCCUUGCCGCCGUAGGUAUGAACCUACAAUUUGCAGACGCGGAUCCACCCACAGGCCACAUCGAGAGUGAAGUCGACGAGAUGGAUGAAGAUCACGUCAAGCCCAUGAGCAGCCCGAGUCGCAAGCGGAAGGCAGCCGGCACCGAUACUACGUCCGGAAAAGCAAAGACGGAUCGCCAAACGCUGGCACUGCAGUGCCUGGUAUGGAAGCAGCUAGAGCAGCUCGUAGCUGCCAUUGAUGCUUUGGACAUUUUCCAAGAAGUGGCGGACGCCCUCGAACAACACAAAACCAACCCGUCCGCAGCGCGCAAUUACAGGCGAGAACUCAAGCGAACUCUUGACGACGUCCGACAAGCGAUGAAUCCAGUUCUUGUCGACGACUUCCUCUGUCGGCCGGAUGAUGAGAAUGAAGCAACCGUCUUGGACGACAUCCGCAAUCACUACAUUCCCGAAGUCGUCCUUGCGUACAACAGUGCCCUAUGGUUUGCAGGCCACUAUGUCUCCCGCACCUGGCUCGUUGAAUGCAUGACUCUGGCGCAGGUCGUCGCUGAAACUCCCAUGUUGACCGCGGUUUUUGUUGCAAGCGGAAGAAUGAAGGAAUUGGUUAGGGCGUUUGCGGUCGACAGCCAAGCGCUUCUGCAGGCGACCGAGCAAAGUAGCGCAGGUGGUGCAGGGACGGGUGCCGGCCGGGCGAAGAAGAUCCGGACCGAAAAAGGGAAUGCGGAUAUCUGGAAGGUCAGCUGGAAAGAAGACUACAGAGCUUUGGAUUUAGAGGCGAUGGACUGA